This is a messenger RNA of Paramecium sonneborni, 2099 nucleotides long. The record is from the annotation of a GenBank genome assembly. Lineage: Eukaryota; Ciliophora; Oligohymenophorea; Peniculida; Parameciidae.
AUGUCGAAUUCUCUAAAAUAAUCUACCCUAUUAGCUUCUUUUAAUCAUAAAGGUAUCAAUCCAUUACCAAAAUAUGAUGAUAUUCGAAUAGGUCCUCCUAUAGUUCGUACGAAUUCUUAAUAAUUCAAAGAAAAGCCUUAAUUUUAGCAAUAAUAUAAAACAUUAAGUCAAUUUUAAGUUUAAAAAUAAAAAGGACAAUAAGAAUUAACAAUAGUUUAGCAUAUUAGAAUUAUUUUCAUGUUUUAUGUAUAAUUUGGUAAUAAAACUAAUAUAUAAUAUUUGAAGUCAAGUAAAUUUAUUAAAGCUAUGGCAGAUGCUGAGAUAAUUAAUGAAGGUAGCAUUUAUUAUUAUAAAGAUUAGAAAUAACAAGCAAAGAUCUUGAUAUUUUAUAUUUCUAAAGUACAAAAAAUACAGAGACUUUAACUUUAGAUUAGUUUAAAGAUUUACUUGUAAAAAUAGCAAUCAAAUUAUAUAAAAUUCCUGAACAGUCAAAAUCUUUUGUAUUGCUUUAUAAAAAUCAUUUAUCUACUCUUUAUGAAAAAAUAUAUGAUUAAACAGAUUUUGGUUAGGAUUUAAAGAGAAUUGAGACAUGUCGUAGUUUAAUUGAUGAAUAAUUUUUAGAAAUUAUAUCUUAAGUAUAAGGAUUAUUAUCUAAAAUACAUGGUUUUAUUUUUUAAGAUUCAAGCUAAAAGAUUUCUUAAGUUUAAAGUUAAUUCAUGCAUUUUUUACAAUAAUUUGAAAUUAUCCCUAUCAUAAUUACAUAAACAAAAGGAUAAAUGAUAUUUUUUGAUUUGUUUCAUAGAGAUUCUGUUUUAAAUUUAAAGAAUGAUGGAAAUUUUUUAUUUAAUUUUUCAAAGUUUGUUGAAAGUUUACUAAUCAUUUCAUUUUUUUAAGUUUAAGAAGAAAAUUAAAAUGGAUUGGAAUUAUUUUUCUAAUUCUUAGAAAAAUUGGAGAAUUCUUAAGGAUUUUAAAGUUUUUCAAAAAAGAAUAAUUAAACUAAAAAUGGAUAAACAUAAUUAAUAAUGGCAUUGAAUAGAGUAAAUUCUGCUAAAUAGAGUAGAAUUUCAACAAUUUAUCAAGCUUAGUAAUAAAAAUCAAAUUCAAAUUUAAAAUAAUCAUAAUAAAUAAUUGAAUAAAGUAAAUAAUUAUAAAUGAAUUCAUAAAUACGUUAUGAAAAAGAAUUGAGAAGUUUAUUCGAAUAUUAUUCAUAAAUAGGAGAACCUUUGAAUUUAGCAAAUUUAAAAAGUAUAAAAUAUAAAAAACUACUAUAAAAUUGUGGUAUAAUUGGAUCUAUGAUUUCUUAGGUGGAUGCUGAUAUGUUUUACAUUUAAUCAACACCAAAAAAGAAAUUAGACAUAACUAAAAGUCCAAAAUUUAAAGUUAAUAAAUUAUAUGAUAAUGAUAAUUAAAAUGGUAAAAUGGAUUUUACAAAUUUUUUUAACUCUAUGUAAUUAAUAGCUGAAAAAUUUUAUGAUAAUGAUAUUGUAGGUAUGAUUGAGUAAUAUUUGAUACCACAUGAAAAUUAGUUAAGAAUAGAAAAACAAUAACUGAUUCUGUAAAUGUUAAUGACAAUUUUAGAUGAUCCAAAAAUUGUAUUGAAUUAUUAAUAAUAAUUAGAUAAAAUUAUAUGAAAUUAUGGAAGAACAUUUUGAACCUUACUAUAAUCACUAUACAAAGAAUUUCAUGACACUAUCAGGAUUUAUGAAAUUUUGUUAAGAUUUUGAAUUAGCAAACUCAAUAGUAUCAAAAGGAUAGCUUAUGCAUGUUUUUAAAGCUUUAGCAUCUCUAAAUAAUGAUGAAAUUAUUGAUAAACGUUAAUUUGUCGAAGCCAUAAGUGUAAUAGCAAUUUUAAUUUAUAAUAAUGUUAAUGAUAAUGAAUAAAAAGUAAAUAAAAUUCUAAUUUAUAGAUCAUCUAUUUAUUAGAAAGAAUAACUUAAAGUGAUGGAGCUAUAAAAGUAUCUAAAUAAUUAGGAAUAAUGAAAAAUCCAUAAAAUACAAACUUAAUUUAGUUAUUUCGCUAUCAAUCUUAUCAGAAUGUUUCAAAAAAAGAAGAAGUUAACUUUAAGAAUGUAUUAAAUUAAAUACAAGAUUAAUUUUGA